ACACGGGAGGGAGAGAGAGAGAGAGAGAGAGAGAGAGAGAUGGGGGCGGAGAGGAACAAUGGGAGUUGCACAGCGAUUCGGUCGCUGCCGCCGGUCUCGAUCUCGAGGUGUUCUCAUUACUCCUCUAUGACCUCAGGUUUGUCUUUUUCUUUGGAUAUUUUGGAUUUUUAACGAUCUUUUUGUUGUGGAUUGAUGGAACGAAUGGAUUAUUGGUCUCUUCUGCUUUUGAUCGGUAUUUUUUGUUGUUAGAUUCGGUGGUUGACGAGACAAGCAAGCAUUUUUUGUUUUUUUCUCACAAGAAGUAAGCAUGUUUGGCCGGUUAUUGCGGUCUUGUCUGUAGUUUAGGGCAUUGGUUUCGACUGGAAUCCGAAAUCUGUUAUUAUUAAUAUUAUUAUUCAUUGCUUAGUUUGCUUUUUUCUAAUUUUUGCUCCUUUCAAGUCGGAAUCGCACAGUGUCCAAUGUACUUCGUGUUUUUCUCUUGAAUACGGAUUUUUUUUUUUCUUUAACAUUUUCAGUGGUGGAAAAGAUUGCGUAUAGAAGCGAGGUUGAUGAUAUUGCAGCUUAAAUUUUCGGUAAAAUAAUUGAUUUUUGGUCAUGGUUCUUGCUUACCUUUUGGGGUCAUUGAGAAAAUCGGAUUCUUUAAUUAUUUCCUAAUUUAGCCUUUUAAGGAAGGGAUUAAAUUAAUCAUCAUACUGGACAAUGUCUCACCGAAUCCGGCAGGUUUGAUGCGAAUAUUAAUAUUGUAUGCAUCAAAUAAGGUUUGUCAAUUCAUCGGAAAGAUUAGGUGGAGAAAUAAAGGCAAGAAUCUCUUGCAGUUGUCUAAUUAAAUACUAUUCAUUUGAACGUGGGGAGCAUGACACAGAUUGGGUGAGCUACAAAGAUGAUUCUUCAACAUGCGGAUCACCAAGAUGGAUUGGAAGGGGUCUUUCUUGUGUUUGUAUGAAACGAAAGGGAAUAUAUGAGCGCAUCUGUGUCAAUCUUUCACCUUUACAGGAAGAAAGACUUCAAAGAUUGAAGCAUCGCAUGAACAUUUACUUUGAUCCGACUAGGAGAGAUCAUCAGGAAGCUCUCAGAGCUCUAUGGUAUGCCACAUACCCAGAUCAAGAACUCCAUGGUCUGAUAUCUGACCAGUGGAAGGAAAUGGGAUGGCAGGGCAGAGACCCAUCAACUGACUUCAGGGGGGCUGGAUUUAUUUCAUUGGAGAACCUGCUCUUCUUUGCAAAGACAUUUUCUACUUCUUUUCAGAGGCUGCUGAAUAAGCAAGGUGGGAAGAGAGCUACUUGGGAGUACCCAUUUGCAGUUGCCGGUGUGAACAUUACAUUUAUGAUAAUGCAAAUGCUUGAUCUGCAGUCUACAAAGCCAAGGACUUUUGUUAGAGCUGUUUUCAUCCAAAUGCUGUCAGAGGACGAGUGGGCAUUUGACUUGCUUUAUUGUGUGGCUUUUGUGGUUAUGGACAAGCAAUGGCUGGAAAAGAAUGCUUCCUACAUGGAAUUCAAUGAAGUUUUGAGAUCAACUCGUGCACAGCUGGAGAGAGAACUUCUGUUGGAUGAUGUUAUGCGGAUAGAAGACAUGCCGUCAUACAGCCUUCUUUGCUAGCAGUGUGGCUAGUUAAGACUACAUAAUCAAAUUUUACAUUUUGAGCAUUCAAGCUCGGCAGCAAGUAAUUGGGUUGGGUUUCCUCUAUAUUAAGCUACAUAUUGAAGAGAAGCUAAUAUUAAGAUGAACAUAAGUUCACCUUCAGUCUUUAAUAUGUAUGCCCGAGAUGUUUCUUCCAUAAUAUAAUGAUUUGGGAUAGAUCUGAGCAGAGGUGCUUAGAUGGCACGGUAAGUAUUUUGUGAAUUCAGAUUGGUUACCUCUGCAACACCAUUUCAGGAGGUGCAUGCAUUUGGUUUCCAUGCCCUGGUAUUAGAAGCCAGCUUAUGACUGUUAGGUCUUUCUUCUUUCUUUUUUUCCGCAAGGGGCAGGUGGUUGCAUUGCUUUCUCAGCUUGGGAUCCCCAAUGAACAAAAUGGCAACAUGUUGGUCUCUACUUGAUUUCCUCCCAAUAUUUGGGAAGCUCAUGGCAAUUAGUGAGUGAGAACUGAUGUUAAUGUUUUCUCCCCCUUCAAUAUUAUCUCUUCCCCUUCUCUCAACCUUUCCUGGUGGAGGCUUCCUUCUGUGUUAAUUUGAUAAGCCUAUUUUAAUGGAAUAAAGAUUUGGUUGGUUUUUGUUGUA
Molecule: messenger RNA, 2213 nt
Organism: Phoenix dactylifera (date palm)
Lineage: Eukaryota; Viridiplantae; Streptophyta; Magnoliopsida; Arecales; Arecaceae
Source: RefSeq, a predicted model, not a curated record